Messenger RNA from Scophthalmus maximus (turbot), 7411 nucleotides. It is a transcript of the gene trim54, whose product is annotated as tripartite motif containing 54. The transcript has 8 exons. Lineage: Eukaryota; Metazoa; Chordata; Actinopteri; Pleuronectiformes; Scophthalmidae. The record is from RefSeq and is a predicted model, not a curated record. Gene Ontology annotation, molecular function: zinc ion binding. Bases 5521 to 6960 code for a protein of 479 amino acids.
GAAAGUGACGGCCUGGAUGAGCCGCAACUAGCAGAAGCAGAAAGCCUUCCGAGCCCCUGUUCCGACCCUACCACCUCCCACUGCUGCCAGGCAUCCGGACACCCAGAGAUCAACCAGCCCCAAGCCACCAGCCGACCCAGACCCAGACCCAGACCCAGACCCCUCGCCCCUCAACCUGCCUGAUCCUCCCACCGGACAAGUCCUGCAAGGUGGGCACUCACAGGCUCUUGGCCCCCCCCCCUCCUCCUCCCCUCUCUCCAUGGAACUCGAAUUAUGGAGGAGUAUUUGUGUGAAUUAAAAACUACUGUCUGGGCCUCACAUGCCAACGAGUCCAUACCACACAUCUCUCCGUUGUAGUCGCUCGUCUCCUUCCGGCUGCCGUCCAACCUGGACCUGAGCUUCUUCCUCCUCUGGCAGGACGUGACACUGGGCAGGAAGAUGAUACAGAAAAAAAUUUAAAAAACCUUGACGAAGAGGUGAAGCUCAUUAUUUAUCCACUCUGCAGAACAAGACUGGGCUUCUCUCUCUUCUCGUUCCCUCUGUUUCGGACCGUCAGGAGGUUGUUGUUUUUACAUUUCUUCCACUUCAACAUGUUUUUGGAGUCGGUGGUAAAUGAACUCCUUGUCACUUUCCUCUGCAGCAAAACAGAAACCACACACACUGAGGCUGACGACGACCAUUUUCCUUUUCUUCCUCCUCCUCCUCCUCUUUCGUCGCCUUCAGUUAAAUGUUGUCGCUGUUCCCUCAGCCUGAGAAAAAAAAGAGAAAAGAUAUAUUCUUCUGUCAAAGGAGGCGUUGGGUCACCACCUCUACAUUUCACCAUUGCACACAUCUGAAAAGGGGGAGGCGACGAAGAAGUGACUGCAGUGACUGACGUUCACAGAUGAUGUCUGAGCCAAAACCUGGAGGUAGAAGAUUCAGGAGGAGGAGUCGACUUCCCCCUUACGUGCAUGCAUGAUUCUUUUUUUGAUUUUUUUUGUCCGGAUGCAUGCCCCCCUAACUGUACAGCACUGGAAUACACACCCAGAACCACAACACAUGGAAGGAACUGCCUGUGGUCCAAACCUUACGAACUAACAUCCUGUACACAACCAGCGAACAUGUCAUCGCGUGCCACCUUCCACUUACAAAAGAAAAAGAAGAAAUAUAACCCAACAGCAGCGUAAUCAAUAUCUUAAAGAUGAACAAUAACUGAUGCCAUAUCCCGUUGGACAACAGGCGUCAAUGUCUCGUCAGAUCUACGUUAUCGCGCCGCUUCUCUCGUGGCAGGUUUAUUUCGUAAAGACCAUGUAGCCGAUCCGAUCGCGUCCGGUAGGCAAACGUUGUUUACUAUGCUGGCCACAGUUCUGUUUGUCAAAAUCUGUUUGUAUAUGAUGCAUUUUUUUUUAGGUGAAGCGAGUUUGUUGCCAUGUCAUGUGAUUAUGUUUUUUUGUUUUUUUUUUAGGCUGUCAAUCUUUUAUUGUUUUCAAGAACCAGCGGGAAACGAUCCACUUUUACAUGACUUGAUUAUCUGUAACCUCGGCUCCAGAUUCACUGAGAUGAGCAGUCGAACGUCUGCGUUGCACACUCACAUUUUUAAUCCAUUUAAAGGUGCAGUACGCAAUUUUUGGAGAAAAGAUUUGUCUGUUGUUGGUUUUUCUGACCGCUCUGGUCCCCGGGACUCGAACCCGCAGCCUCGGGUACGGGAGACGGACGCGCUUACCACGAGGCCAAACCCCCCCCCCCCCCAGUCGUAGCGUCUGUCGCUAGCUCGUCUCCUUCAGGUGUCGGCGAGUGACGUUUACUGUCCACAAUUAUUUUCAAUUUACAUUAUUUUGCGUACUGCCCCUUUAAGAGGUGUGUGUGUGUGUGUGUGUGUGUGUGUGUGUGUGUGUGUGUGUGUGUGUGUGUGUGUGUGUGUGUGUGUGUGUGUGUGUGUGUGUGUGUGUGUGUGUGUGUGUGUGUGUGUGUGUGUGUGUGUGUGUGUGUGUGUGUGUGUGUGUGUGUGUGUGUGAGAGAGAAAAACACUUCUUCGCUUCCUGACUUGACGCUGACAAGGUUGAAACUUCAAAAUAAAAUAAUUCCAGCAGUGACCAAACAGACACACUCUUGAUUUUGAUGUCACCUGUACAUGUGCAACGCUGUCGGUAAAAAAAAAAGUUCAAUGUGGAAAAAAUAUUAAAAUUAGGAGGUUUUUGUUUUUGCUCAGUUGUCAUUUUUCUUCCUUGUGGCAAACCUCCAGUGAAUCUGGAUCCGUGUUGGUGUUUCAGCUCCUCGUUUCCAGACAUCAGAGUUUUAAAGAUCUGAUCACAAACAAACUCACAUCAUCUUCUUUCAUAUUUUUGUUUCACUGAACGUUGGUUUUAUUUGACAUUUCUUUCCACCCGUCAGUCGAGCGAUUGGUGAUUAAGGGUUACGUGUGCAGAUCUUGAGAGUGAAAUCAAAUCAAUCAAAUCAAACAAAUUCAUUCCCCAAAAUGUCAAAAUCUUCCUACUUUUUUUUAAAAAUUGAGCCUAUUUAAAGAAAAUAAAUAGAACAGGUUUUUCAAAUAUUUGCUUUACUGCUAAAACUCAGUAACCAAGCUCAAUUUUUUCAUCUUUCUGAAUAACCAGCUGCUCAUAAACCAUCUUAAGACAAACAUAUCACAUAUCAGUUUGUUCUUCUCAGUGGAACUUUCUGCAAACCUUAAGGUCGUUGUUUCUUAUAAAAAAAAAAUAUUCUACCAUCGAUAGCCAAAACUUUAAUUUCUAGAGUGUCUAGAUACAUUUCAGGUAUUAAUUUAUUUUGGGUUUUUUUUAAUCUUCACAUCCUCUUGAAUCACUCUGGUAUCGAAGCGACGAGGCGGCGGAGCGCUGAGAGGAGGAGACGUGUUAUUUAUUUUAAUUUUAUUUUUUUUUAAAGUCUUGUAAAUAACUCAUGAAACAGCAACAAACAUAUAAUGGACUAAAUGACUUCUUGUUAGUGGACAGGUUUUCUGAAUUAAUGUUGGUGUAUAUGCAGUUUUCAUUUUUUAAUUAUGUGACAGAAAUACCAUAACUUACAUUUAAUAUUACUAAAAACAAUGAUGGUGAUGGUGAUGGUGGGGUUAAACAAUGAGCGUCACUCGUGUUUCCUAGCUCCAUGCUAACAUGCGAUCUUACGCACGUACGAGAAAGUGUUCUUCCGCUCUCUGGUGGACAAGUUGUCCAGUGGUACAUUCAAUUUUUCUUUUAUUUUUUCUUUAGAGUCGAGAAACUAUUGAAUUGAACAUAAAGAGUCGACCGACGUUGGAUCGUUUAUGUAGAUGAGGAUUUUAAUUUUUUUUUGUUUUGUUUCUUUUCAGGCGUGUCACUCACUGUCGUAGUUCCCUGUGGACGAUCUGUAAAUGAGUUAUUAAUGAAAUUCAACCAAAUAAAAUGAAAAAAUAUAAAAACGGGGAUUUUUAUAACCUCUCUUGUUCUUAUGUUAUCAUUUAUUUUGUACUUGCAACGCAAAAUUAUCAGAAUCAACUUAUUUAUUAUCCGAUUUAUUGGACUAUGUUUGAGUGGCUGAACCAAUUAUGACGUUCAAGCAAAAAUAAGGACGAAAAAAGGGAGCUAUGAUUAUUAUGUAAAAGCAAGUAGGGGAAAAAAAUAUAUGUCAAGUAAAAGAUUAAAAAACAUGACUUAUAUACAUGUAAGUAUGUUUACAACGCAUUGACAACUUCCUGUUCAGCGUGUUAAUAUGAAAACGAGUGGAAAGAGUGCUGAAAUAAAUAUCAAAUAUAUAAUGUAUAAAGAGUAAUUGUGCGUAAAUACAGUAGCUGGUAAAGUAACAGUAUGUGUUUUUAUAUUUGACAAGCGAUGGUCGACGUGAACGUUGUGAACACAUUUUGAAACUUUUGAAACUAAAUAUAAUUUGUUGGCACAGUGGAGGUUUUACAGCAGUUUCACAGGUUUAUUGCAAAGGUUGUGUUAAAAUAUACACUGGUGCUUCCAGACAAGUAUUUUUUUUGUAUUUCAUGUAGAGGGACAUUUAGCGAUAUUUAAAAAUUUUGAAUUUUUGUUUUUUCACCCAGAAGUGUGAUAGUUGUUCUGUUAAUACUUUCUGCCCCCUUUGGGUCCUCCUGAAAUAGUUACUAAUAUAUAUUUUUGCGAAGUUGCAUAACUACAGUAGUACUACUACACGUCAGACUGGUUCUGUAGUACAUGAAUACCUGUGUUUGUAUGAUUAGCUGACUGCAGCAGCCCCUCUGCUCCUCAGCCUAUAAAUAGUCCAGUAAUCCCGUUAGUAGCUUAGUCCACUUAGCCGACUUCUUUCUGUCGAUCAGUAAAUACCUCGUGUGCCCGGUCGCCGUCUACUGCGCUCAACAGGAAGCUGGCACAGGUCAGAGGUCAGAGGUCAGAGGGCAGAGGGCAGGGACGGUCGGAGAAAGUGAAUCUGGGUCACAAACUGUGGAGCAGACUGACGUGAGACUGGACUGGUUUAUUAUCUCUACAUCGUUAUUCAAAAGCAGCAAAUUGAUUAAUUACAUUUUUGGUUUCACAUAGGUGAAGACUUUAGGGUAAUCAAUAUACGUUUGAUUCAUCAUGGUCUAUAAUAUUUGUUAUUGAUAUUGUGUAGUAUUUGUAUUUUAUCUUCUUUACCCUACAUUCUGUUUCAAUUCUACUUUAUCUUCUUAUUACAUUUCCCCUGUGCAGCUACACCUUCUCUUAUUAUUUUUCAUACAGAUCCACAUUGGAAAAUAUAAUUUCUUCUUCAUUGCAACUCUGAAAUGAAGUCUUUCAAAAAUAAAUUCUCUUUCUGAACCGAUAAAAGCUGACGUUUAUAGAAUAGACAGAAAUGUGUUUUACUUUUUUGUUAAAACAUGCUUUGUUGGGUCUAAUAACAAUCCAGCUAAUAGCAAAUCAACAAAUAUGAAUAGAAAUGUACAGAAGAAAUGUUGCAACCUACAGCUGCUGCACGUCUUUGACUCUGAGGAUAAACAGAAGCAACGAUUGCUAUGAGACCAGAGAGCCGCCAGCUAAACAAAGACAUUGACAUUAUUCAAUUUCAAAAUAAAUCAGAUGUAUCUCAAGUGCAGAAGUUGAGAAAUGGGAUCGGCCUGUUUAUGCCGAAGUGCUAAUGACCUUAAACAUGGCGGCCAGAGGUCACGUGAUGAUCCCCUCUGAUGAAUCAGAGUUCAGAAAACCUUUUUUUAUCAUUUGAACUCUGGUUACCGACCCCCGUCGUGAUCCUCGGCCACGCCCGGACAUGGUUUAGACAGUAACCCAAGCCAGAACAAACCCAGUGGCUAAAAAUAUCAACAGUCAACAGUGCGGCUGUUGUGGGACUGAGAUAGUAGACGAGGGAGGGUCUUUACAUCAGAGGUAAUGGAGGGACAGCUGAGGGAAGAGACGGAGCAACAGCUACUCUAGAAAAAACAGGGAGAAAAUAUGACAAGUAUAAUGAACCAUCAUUUGUAGGGAAGAAUUGUAGGAAUUUUGGAUUCAAGACGAACGAAACCCUUUGUUUCAGGAAGCCUCUGCUCGCUUUCUUCUUCUUUUGUCCCCCUUUGAUACUGUCUUUACUCUCCUGGAGGUGAUGAACUUUGCUCUUGGCUUCAAGCCCCCAUCAGCAGGCAGCUCUGGGCCCGGGCCCGGUGCCGGUGGCGGCGCCACCAUGGAGAACCUGGAGAAGCAGCUAAUCUGCCCCGUCUGCCUGGAAAUGUUCUCCAAACCCGUGGUCAUCCUGCCCUGCCAGCACAACCUCUGCCGCAAGUGUGCCAACGACAUAUUCCAGUCGGCGAACCCUCUGUGGCAUUCCCGCAGCUCCCUCAGCGCCGUCGGCAGCGGCGGCCGCUUCCGUUGUCCGUCGUGUCGCCACGAGGUGGCGCUGGACCGGCACGGAGUCUACGGCCUGCAGAGGAACCUGCUGGUUGAGAACAUCAUCGACAUCUACAGGCAGCAGGAGUCCUCCAGGCUUGCGAACCUGAAGCCGGAGCAGCAGCAGCAGCAGCAGCAGCAGCAGCUGACGACGUGCGACGAGCACGAGGACGAGAAGAUCAACAUCUACUGUCUGUCGUGUGAGACGCCGACCUGCUCCAUGUGCAAGGUGUUCGGGCGACACAAGGGCUGCGACGUGGCGCCGCUCGGCGGCGUCUACGUCAGGCAGAAGACGGAGCUCGGCAACGGCAUCGCGAUCCUGGUCGCCAGUAACGACAACAUCCAGGCGCUCAUCUCUCAGAUGGAAGAAACCUGCCGCACCGUGGAGGACAACGGCAAGCGGCAGAGGGAGCAGCUGGUCGCCCGCUUCGACCGCCUGGUGUCCGUCCUGGAGGAGCGGAAGCAGCAGCUGGUGGCUCUGAUCUCCGAGCAGCAGGACGACAAACUGAAACGUGUCCGAUCCCUCGUCCGUCAGCACGGCGAGCGGCUGGAGGCGGCGGCGGCGCUGGUGGAGGCGGCCCUGCGGGCCCUGGAGGAGCCGCGCAUGGCUCUGUUCGUGCAGGUGCAGGAGGAGACGCCGACACGCGUGUUGCCCAGCGCUGCGCGAUCAGAACAGGUGUUUGGUUCAUGGGGGUCUCUCUCCUCUUCUUUUUUUUUCGCAGAACGCCAAAGUCGUCCUGGAGGAAAUGGCGGCGGCGAGCGUCUCCAACGUGGAGCGUCCGGAGCUCGGCUUCGAGAGCAUGAGCCACUUCGCCCUCGAUACCGACGACCUCGCGGACAUGUUGCAGAACAUGGACUUCUGCUCCGGUCCCUGCUGCCGUCAGGAGGACGUGGAAGUUUUACCAUAAUCCACAUAGUUCAAGACGGGAACAGACACGAAAUCAUGAAACAUGUAAACGAAACCCCCUGGAGAUGGUCAGAAAUAAGACAUUGUCCCGUAAACCUUCUGCCUGUUUCCUCCUGCUGCAGAGAGGACAAGGACUUGGCCGCGUUUCGAAACCUCCCACAUCGUCGUCUUUUGUUACCUAGAAGAAAAGCCGUGUAUGUUGUGUGCAAAUAUAUCGUCCUAUGUUUAGCUCACGGGAAACUGAACGUAUAGUGGAUUUAACUCUGCGUUGUGAAGAAGUGAAGAAGAUUAAGAGCCCUGAUAUACAGUAGCUCCACAAAGGCUCCUGUAAAAUCUACAGCUUCAAGAAAUGUAAAUAUCAAAAAACACAAUGGAUUACAGUUUAUUAAUCGGUACAUGUUUUUUUCUUUUGAAAGCAGAUUGUUAAAAGUGUAGAUUUAGGAGAACUGGAGUUACAGUAGAGCGAUAACUUACUGUGUUGAUAACUGUUUAUGGUCCUUCAUAUUUUACAAACACAACACUUUGUCUUUCAAAUGCUCGGAGGAGGAACAGGAGAAGAGACAACAGGAAGCGGAGGAUGUAAAAAAAAUACAGUGGGCAGAUAAUCUCAUUUACUGUAGGUAAUCCACGUACAGUAGGAGGCAGGUCGGGGCGGAUCGACAGAACAUCACGUCGGAGGAAUGACAAAGUAGUUUCGCAGAGA